CGCAGGCUCCGGUCUCCUUUGCUCGCUGUGACAGCAAAGUGUCACACUGGAAACCACAAGCUGGGACUUACCAAGUGGCCUCUGAUCUUUCUCUCUCUUUUUUUACCACAUUUCCUCUCUUUGUCUUUUCAUUUUCCAAGGAAGAGGCAUUUUUACUCACAGCUUCUUGGACAGCUCUGGGACACCAUUUUUCUGAGGAGGAAAGCUCUUGGCUGUAAUUUUUCAUUGCACUCAUGGCCCCUAAGAAGAAGAAUGUGAAGAAGAACAAAGCAGAUAUCAAUGAAAUGACUAUCAUUGUGGAAGAUGGCCCCCUCAGUAAACUAAAUGGCUUGAAUGGACUUUUAGAUGGAGGAAAUGGUUUCAGCUGCAUCUCAUCUGAAGUUUCCGACCCAUCCUAUAGCCCGAAUCUCUUGGAAGGUCUAAGCAGAAUGAGACAAGAAAAUUUUCUUUGUGACUUGACUAUCAGUACCAAAACCAAAUCCUUCAGUGUUCAUAAGGUGGUGAUGGCUUCAAGCAGUGACUACUUUCACAACAUCUUAAAGAAAGAUCCAUCCACUCAAAGAGUAGACCUCAAUGAUGUAUCCCCAUUGGGUCUAGCUACUGUUAUCACCUAUGCUUACACUGGAAAACUUACUCUCUCGCUUUAUACGAUAGGUAGUAUUAUUUCCACAGCAAUUUAUCUACAGAUUCACACCCUUGUAAAGAUGUGCUGUGAUUUUCUAAUCCAAGAAAUCAGUGUUGAGAAUUGUAUGUAUGUUGCCAAUAUUGCAGAAACAUAUGGACUAAAAACAACCAAGGAAGCAGCGCACAAAUUUAUCAGAGACAACUUCAUUGAAUUUUCAGAAACAGAUCAGUUCUUAAAACUUACUUUUGAUCAGAUUAAUGAACUUCUUGCAGAUGAUGACUUGCAAUUGCCUUCUGAAAUUGUUGCAUUCCAGAUUGCAAUAAAGUGGCUGGAAUUUGACCAAAAAAGAGUAAAGUUUGCUGCUGAUCUCUUAGGUAACAUUCGUUUUGGUACCAUCUCAGCCCAAGACCUUGUCAAUUAUGUUCAGACUGUGCCGAGAAUGAUGCAAGAUGCAGACUGCCAUAAGCUCCUAGUGGAUGCCAUGAACUAUCAUUUGCUUCCCUACCACCAGAAUACACUGCAGUCCAGAAGAACAAGGAUCCGUGGAGGUUUCAGAGUCUUAGUUACUGUUGGGGGACGCCCUGCUCUAACAGAAAAGUCCCUUAGCAGAGACAUCUUAUACAGAGAUCCUGAAAAUGGAUGGAAGAAGCUGAGUGAAAUGCCUGCUAAAAGUUUUAAUCAGUGUGUGACAGUGAUGGAUGGAUUUCUCUAUGUGGCUGGUGGGGAAGACCAGAACGAUGCCAGGAACCAAGCCAAGCACGCAGUCAGCAAUUUCUGCAGAUAUGAUCCUCGUUUCAACACCUGGAUUCACCUGGCAAACAUGAACCAGCGGCGCACCCACUUCAGCCUGAAUGUGUUCAAUGGCCUCCUUUUUGCAGUGGGUGGUCGCAACUCUGAGGGGUGCCUCUCCUCGGUUGAAUGCUAUGUGCCUGCAACUAAUCAGUGGCAGAUGAAGGCACCCCUGGAGGUGCCCAGGUGCUGCCACGCCAGCGCAGUGGUGGAUGGUCGGAUCCUGGUCACAGGAGGGUACAUUAAUAAUGCUUACUCUCGUUCAGUGUGCAUGUAUGACCCCAGCAAAGAUAGCUGGCAGGAUAAGUCCAGCCUCAGCACCCCGAGGGGGUGGCACUGCGCAGUGUCCCUUCUGGAAAGGGUCUACGUCAUGGGUGGGUCUCAGCUAGGGGGGAGAGCCGAAAGGGUCGACGUUCUCCCCGUGGAGUGUUACAGUCCUUACACAGGGCAAUGGAGUUAUGUGGCACCGCUUCAAACUGGAGUUAGUACGGCUGGUGCCUCCACCCUUAACGGGAAAAUUUACUUAGUGGGUGGCUGGAACGAGAUAGAGAAAAAAUAUAAGAAGUGCAUUCAGUGCUAUAACCCAGAUCUCAAUGAAUGGACAGAGGAAGAUGAGCUGCCCGAGGCCACUGUGGGCGUAUCCUGUUGUACGAUAUCCAUGCCCAACACCAAGACAAGGGAGUCCAGGGCCAGCUCAGUCUCUUCUGUCCCAGUCAGUAUUUAAAUACGGGUCUAACCAGCAAUAAAUAAAAAUGUUUACCAGCACAGCAUUAUAAUUAACCCUUUAAGUAGCAUUUUUGUGCUUAUAUUGAAAAAACAAACAAACAAAUAACAGAACAUUGGCUUUGAAACAGUUUUGAUAGUGCAAAUUGGCCAGUUUUCAUGAUCUUAAUACAGGUGGCAAGAAACAGCAUAUGAGGCAUAAGAUGAAUUUUCUUAGCAGGAAGAGAGAGUUAAGCCACAACUGCAGAGGAAAAUUCAUUCUUUUCCUGACUUUGCCACUGACUCAUUCUGUUAUCUGUGACAAAUCAUUUCAUUUCUUUGUGCCUUGGUUCCUCACCUGUAAAAUAGAGAUAAACUUGCUUCCGAAGACUGUUGUGAGGCUUUUUUUAAAUAUUGAGUUUUAAAUGCUUUCAGAACCCAAAAUGAAAGUCAGAUAUUGCUAGUAAUAAAUUUCAACAAACAUCAGAAAUAUGCCAUGUCAUCAUAAAAUUGGUCAGUUUUGUUCUUUUCUAUGCAUUUUCUAUUUUGACAAACAGAAGAAAAAACUUACAAAAUAUUACAUAUAGCAUAUGCAUACUUUUUUUGGCAGGCAGUGGUAUUCACACAAAAAAAAUUCAAAACAUUUUCUCCUUCAGAAGUUAUAAGACGUCCCUAACUUCUUUCAUGAAAUCCUUUAAUUCUCAUAUCUCAUGCUGUGACAUGGCUUUCAAGAUCUGAAUCCAUAAAAUACCUUAGCUCCUGUAAGCAUUAUAGGCCAGCCCCAAGGGCUGCCUUGGGUGCCACGUUUCUCUCCUGACCUCCAUGUGUACACCACAGAGCAGACCACCACCCCAUCCUCCUCCUCAUGCCAGGGAGACUCUCCUGUCACUCCAGGUGGAAGGCAUGAAGGCCAGUCAGUAUGUCUCCUCCUGUUCCUACUCUUCUCAUCUGUGUAGAAAUGUACGUCCAAGUUAUCUUCUUGUUCAGGAAGGAACUCCCCAAUGCAAGGAGCUAGGUAUUGCCACAGCACGGCCAAAAUCAGGAAGCUGAGUUCAUGCCAGGAGGCACCAAGGGCUAACGGUGUCUAAGAGCGGAGGUGCACAGAGCGUCCCUCCUACUCAGUGUUACUCUGACAAGUUCCCAGUUGAGUGAGGAACAAAGACGGAAUAAAGACUGCAGGAUCUGCCUUAUAAGGGUAGGGUUUAUGUGUGGAAACUGGUCAAUCAUGGGAAAACUGGAUGAAAUCAAAGAGACUUUCCUUAAUAGUACCAAAGAGAUACCUUAACACCAUUCUCACUAAGUGUAGGCACAACAUCACCCAAAUUAACCUUUUCCUGGGCAUGCCAGUAUUUACCUCCUACAUACAUACAUACCUCCUACAGUAGGGCUGUUACAGCCCUAUUUACUUUUUUAGGAGCUUUUAUUCACUUUUUUCCCAAAAGGCUAGACUAAUGCUGUGCCUGUUCAAGUCUGUGAAGUUUUCCCAGUGAGUAGAGUGAAGUCUUCGUUCAACUCAGAUUACCUUCCAAGAACUUUUCUUCCUAAUUUCAGCAGGGGGAAUUAAGCAUGAAACCUAAUCCUAUUCCCUUAGCCAAAGGGAUAUGCAGCCUUUAAUGUCCCCAGAGAAUUUUGUAAUGAAGGACUACUGUCAGCACAAAAUGUCUGCAUCCUUCUGUUAGGGAAGGAAAGCAGCAAUACAAAGAACUAAAAUUAUUUCAUAUAACCGAAAGGGUGGAAGUUCACUCACCUUAACCAAUUCAUAGAGGAUUCAUGUGCAGUUUCCUAAGAUUAUCACUGACCGCUCCACGCUCCGGUGCCAAUGAGAAGGCAUGCUCUUAGCAACGUUUACAAAGCAGCCAGAUUUUUAUCUCAUUUGCAAAAGGACAACCUUAUAAAAUUGUCUGUAAGUGCAGAUAUUGUUGAGGCAAGUAUUUUCAGGAUUCAUACUCUGCUCUUUGUACCUUUGUUGCAGCCACAUAUGGAGCAUCAGCAUGAGCAUGACACAGUAUUAGAGAUGAAGUAAUUCGCUCUGUCGGUUGGGAUUAAACUGCAUGGUAUUCAAUCCUGUUUUCCCAUUCUAACUUAAGAGUUCAUGUCUGCAUCCUGACAACACAAUUUAAAAUCCCAAAUUCUAUUUUUGAGUGCUGCGUGUUUUUAGAAUAUACUGCACUGCAAUGACUUUUAGUCAAAGUAGUGCUGUCAUAUAGUUUUGAUUAAUUUAAUUAGCAUACUGUUAUCCUUUAUCCCAUUUAAUUCAAGUGAAUAAUAUUUCAAAUCCACAGACACAGAACAAAGCAUGGAAUUGUGUAAGAGAGUGAGAUUACUUUGUUUGAAAUACAAAAAUGCUGUUCUUGCCCAUUCCAGUCAUCAAAAGUUUCUUGUGGAUGAGAGCAAAAUGUCUCUUUUCCCAAAGUCAAGACCAUGUGUUGCCUAUAAAAGUUUAUAGGAAGCUCUUUGAAAAAUCCAUCUGCUCCAAUAUUUUUUUGUAAAAUUUUAAUACUGUUAGAUGAAGUUGCAUAUCCAUCCAGUCCAAUGAAGAUACACAUACACAUAUCCAGUUAUAACUGUAUGCAUACUCCAGUUAUUUAGUUUUGAAGGUACCCAUAAGAUGGUGUUUAAGAAUUGAAGAAACAAUUAUUUUGACCUCAGACAGAUAUCGGAUGAAAUUCUGUCAUAUGUAAGUGUCUCUUUUUCCUUUAGGAAUUCAGUUCCAAAAUGCUAUGAGUAGUCAGACGUUGCUGUACGCUUUCCUCUCUGUGAGGCAACGCUUCCUAUACAUCAACAACCAUCUUCUGUUUUCAAGUAGAAAGGUAUUUGUCAAUGAUGGGCUAAGUGCAAUGAAGCUACUCUCAUACUACUUAAAGGGUUAAAAACUUUGGGGGCCAAAUCCUUUUCAUCUUACUCACAAAAAAGUUCCAUUGACUUCAUUGGGACUGCUGAAUAAGAUGUACAGGAUUUCGAACUCUUGGCCAAAUUCUGGCAGAACAGUAGAUCUAGAUGCCUGCCAAAACUGUCAUACCCAGCAGGAAGACUGCUCCUCAGCCUCCACUGCCCUUGGCCAUGCAAGUCCAUGAAUACCUCUCCUAGGACAGGAGUUGAGCACCACUGGCCAUGUGGUCCUUCCGUAGCACCAAUUAAGUACAUACUUCAGGCCAAAAAUAUUAGGUAGAUUAACAAAUGGUAUUGUUAUCAAUAUAGCACUUCAGUAUGGCUCUAUAUUAUUUUCUCUAAACAUCUGUGUAGGCUUCAACUGUGCAUUGAGCCAGGAUUUGGCCCUUAAUAUGUGACAAUAUCAGCUGGACUUAAUAUUGUGUUGAUCAUACCAAGGUACCGAGCUAUUUGUGACAUUUUUAUGUACAAUCUUGUUUUGUUAGAACUGUGAAAAGUGGUUUGUAUGUGGUGUUUUAUGGGACGGUGUUCUUUCAUUGUCCGGUACUGUGUUUUCAAUCUCCAGAUCUUUAAUAACAGCAUCUCAGUUGAACUUGAAAUAUUGCAUAUCCCAAAAAGAAAUUUUAAAAUGCAGUUUAGGAAGUACUGUAUAUGGUAAUAUUAAGUAGAGCAGAGGGCUUCCAACUGUAUGAGAUGCAGAUUGUUAAAACACUACAGGGAUCUUCUUUAAUGCUACACUAAUAGUAAAAAAAAAAAACCAAAAAACCCCAAACAAAAAAAAACCCAAACAAAAAAACCCCAACAUAUAUAUGCUGUUAUCUACAAAAUUAGUUAUGCCCAUGCAUUUUAUAGUCAACAACCUCUAUGCUUCCAAGGAAUUCAAAUCUGAAAAUAAGCUUUCUUCAGUAUGUGAGUGAAACGGUUUGAUAAUGUUUCGUUUUCUUGUUUAUUCAUGCUUGUGUAGGUGCAUGGGAGAGUAUGUUACAAGGUUGUGAGGGAGGAAAUUACUGUUCGAAAGUUAUGCUGAAAGGAAGAUUUUGUGCUUAGUUCUUAAUCAAGAUGAGAUCCUGAUCAUUUAAUCUCUUCCUGAAGUUAACCUGCAAGAUCAUCUGUAGAUUAGUCAAGAGUCCAGUAAGCUUAAGUGCCAACUUCUAGCUGGUCAAAGAGGGAAGCAGGCAAAAUUAUCAUCAACCAAACCUAUCAGGUGUUGAAAAGUGUUUUGUGUUGAGAUUUUUAAAUGGCAGAUCCUGCAGGAAAAAGUACAUGAUGAAUGAAAUGACUGAAUAAGACCAUGCUUUAUAUUAUCCUGAAGCCUAGAUUAGUUGAUCCUACAGUUUUAACUCUUUCCAAACCCAUGCUGGGUUUAGGGGGAGUUUUUCAUUGGUAACAGCUAGGUUUGGUAAUUCUGGUUACAAACCCAACAGUCAAACAAAUAGUUGUAUGAGCAUGCGUACCUUCUUGAAUUCAGUGGGACUUCUCCUAUAUACAGUUAUUCUCAUGUGCUUAUGUUUGGAAAAUUAAAGUACAAGAACUAAAUCCAUGGGUAGGUAUGUAUCAAUGUCAAUGAAAGCCAACAUGGAGGUAUUAGGCUGAUCCUCAAUAUCACCAUUAAACUACCCACUCACCAUGCAGGCACAUGAAACUUUUUUAGAAACUAGAUUUCCCCAUAAGGAUUAUUUCCUUGGGGAUGGCUGCUGAAUGAAAUUCUAUGUAUGCUCCAAGCGUUUUUCUGCAACACAUGAGACGGGAGAUGCAAGAGGCUCCAGACAGUGGAAAGGGGAAGAUGGAGCCCCUUAGCACAGUCAGUAGACUAAGAUUUUGUUCCCAUUUCUCAACGAUGUUUGAGAAAUACAUGCUGAAAGGAAGCACCUCCUUCAACACACACCUUUCCAUAAGCAGCCUUUAUUUAUGUUACCUAACCGAGGUGGCCCAGCCUUUCUUAUGAAAAGCAAGACUCAAUUUUCAAUUGCUUGUAACUUGAAUUCUCAGUUGAAUUGAAUUUUCAAUCCACUUCAACCUGGUUUACCCAAGCUGGGAGAUCUUUUUCAAAUUCUGAAUCUACCUGCUUGGAGAAAGCAGUUGAAGCCAAUAGUCCUACUGCAGUCUCUUGACCUUUUUGCAAUUAAUCUUCUCAUCCUUUUGUUAAAGACCUACUUUGUAUAAGUAAUCAAAACCAUUACAAUGCACAGAUUUGUACUUCGACUCCUCCAUGCAAGAGAAGGGUCUUUCGUCCCUGUUAUUUUCUCUUUUCUUGUCCAUAACUGAAUGACUCAUGGGGCACCAAAGAAGAUGCACAGAUGUGAACAGUACAUAAAAGCUCGUCUGUGAAUCUAAUUCAAAAAGUCUCAUCGCUGGUGGCCACAAUAAAGAAAAGGACACAUUCUGCAAUGCUUGUUGGAAAAAAAGGGGUGAAAAAUGAGUUGGUGGGGCGCAUUUGCUCAGAGCUCUGUUCCCAGAAGUUCCCUAAAGGAAAAUACAUGCAAUUCUAUAUAGCUUGUGUGAGAGAUUCAGUUAAUACCAGAUGAGUUUUGCCAUGCAAAAGACCAGUAUGAUUUCAUUGGUGUCUCAAUGAAAAUUGAAUUUUCAAUAACAAUAUAAGCAAUUAGCAAACUUACGAGGAAUACAUAGUUGAUUUCUGUUGGUAAGAAUGGGAACACACACAUUUAGAUACACUGGAUGUUACACUAGUUGCUGCUUUGGCAGGUUUUUUUGUCAACAAGAAAUGUUUAAAAUAUAACUUAUUUGUGUAAAGCAUUUUCCUGGCUUAAAAGUGUUAGACAUACUGCUUAUACAAAUAGGUUUUCUAAUUAUACACUUUAAGGAUGGACUGUGAUAACACAAGGGAACAUAUUUCAACAGAAAAAAUCUGUAAGUGUAAUGUGAGAAUGUUACUACUUAAAAAUUAAAAUCUGUAGUGCAGCAGUUGUCAUUACGAGGAAUAACAGCACGUUGGUAUUUUUCGUUGUAUGCUUUAAAUAAAACUGUCGAUACACAGCGCAAAUUAUUCUUAUUGUAAAACCAGUUGGAAACUGCGAGACUCUUUCUGACAAAUGCCUCGUUACAGUUGAAACAUGCUUUGUUUUCUGAGCCCCGUGCUGAUCCUUGCUUUCAUAUCAGCCGACUGGAAUGUUCGUUACACCCCGGCUGUCAAACCACCUUCUCAAUAAGCUACACAGUGUGACACUGGAGCCACUUUUAUCUUUUUCAUUUUAUUACAAGGACAACAGCUUGUGUUUUAACAAUGAAUUUCACAGUCAUUUGUUGUAAUCAAAAUGCCUAACGAGAAAUGAUGAUAGAUCAGAUGUCUGAUUAGCAAUUUAAUGUGUUUUAAUUUGGAUUGUAUGAGUAAUGGUAUCGGAAAUAAAAGCAUCUGAAUUUCAAGGGAAAAAA
Molecule: messenger RNA, 8395 nt
Organism: Grus americana (Whooping crane)
Lineage: Eukaryota; Metazoa; Chordata; Aves; Gruiformes; Gruidae
Gene: KLHL31
Product: kelch like family member 31
Exons: 3
Coding region: 234-2138 (634 amino acids)
Biological process (GO): negative regulation of protein phosphorylation
Cellular component (GO): cytoplasm; nucleus
Molecular function (GO): protein binding
Source: RefSeq, a predicted model, not a curated record